CGAAGAAAAUUGAUAUCACGUCUUCGUUAUCAUAUUUCAUUUUUAUUUGAAAAGGCAAUUAUCUCUCACGUACGUAGCUUCUUAUUAGUCCUUAUAUAUUCUUGGAGGUUUUAAGUCAUUUAUAUUAGCCAAGGCCGUUUGAUUUCGUAAAUGGGAAAACCCCCUUGGCCAGAACAGCUGUUGACUUUUGGACCUGAAGUGCAAAAAGUUCUUAAAAGACAAACGUUGCGUAAUACGAAUGAUUGGUAACAGUCAUAUGUCAUUUAUUGGUAAAAGGUCAUAAAGGUGCUAGAAAUUUCUUGCCCUGGAAAAACGCAAGCUCAAGCUGGUGCCAUUUAAACCAAAAUUAUCUUUACUGUAAAUUCAACUUCGACGACGAUUUCCCAAGGUAAAGGUAUGUCAAGCAAUCCAGGGCUUCGUCAUCCUCUACUCAACGACAGGAAGACGUCGGAAACCUGUUUUGACGACAGUGGAGAACCGAAACUAUCUACAUUAGCGGAUCACCUUGGGAUUACUGAGAUCGAUGCUCUUCAUGACUUUUCGUCAAGUCGGAGUAGUGCUGGAGACAGGAAAAGCCAUCAAAAAGGACGGGAAAGUCCAACUGUUGUCUUAACUCAGGAGCAAGUGAACAAUUUGAUUCAAACCCUGGAAAAUACUGGGAAUGCUCUCAAACAGCUGACUUAUCGUGGAAGUGAAGUUGCACCUCAUAGAAGACCAAGGAUUCCAAGAUGGAUAAUAUCCCAUCUUUUGAUGAUUACAGCUCUUUGGCAGAUAACAGGGACUUUGGCGCUGGCAAUCUUAAAAGGCUUCACAGCACACAGAAAAGAUGAACGAUCUACCUUUAUUUUGACAAUAGCAAUACUGGUUGUGAUACAAGCAGUCAAUCUUCUAUUGGUUUUUGUAACUUCAGUGAAACUCACCAAGCAGUUCCUUCACCAAACUGUAACCAAGUCAUUUCUUGCACAGUCAUAUUUAUCUAUGACACUCUUGUAUGCUGGUCUCUACACUCUGGUGUAUAAUAUUAAGCAUGAAGCCUUUGAAGAAUCAACUGAUGGCCUCAAAAUCGGUGACUCUGCAUUUUCAUCAUUUGUCCUGUUUUCUAACAUGUUAUACUAUUCAAUAAGUACGGCUACACUGUGUGGUACUGGCCAUAUUAUUGCUUCAACAUGGUAUGCACAGCUUAUUUCAGCUUCUCAGAUGCUAAUGAGCUAUGUCUACUUUGCAUCAGUGCUCACCAUCGCCGUUCACCCACCCAAGAAAAUCCAAUACACAAUAGGAAAACAUAGAGACAGGAAUAUUAACUCAACUAGAUCUUAUGGUAGUAUACGUAAUGUAUAGGGUCGAAUAUCUUGAACGAAAGCACUAAAAAUAUAACACCUACGUCGAACAUGAGGAAAGCAGAGCAAGUAAUUACCUUGCCUGUCCUCACUAAAAAAAAAGCGUAAAAUCGAAACUUUUUCCAUCAAUUCACUUCUGCUAUUUCCUUAUUUAUUAUUAUAGAAAUGGCCAUGAAUCCUUACGAUUUAUUGUUAAUAUAAACGAUUAACUGAACGAGAACGAUCAUAAAAAUAGCAUGGACAACGUCGGUGCGAACGGAUAACAUAUAAAAGCAGCUAUAAAUGAAUAUUGACCUGACCUCCAUAAAGGAAAACAAAUACAUUAAAAAUUAAAUUAGACUUAUUUUUCUCUUGAGCUGUUUGUCGCAGUAACUGAUGGGCUCCGACGAAGGAAGCAAGGUCAGAACGAUAUAUUGAGUAUCUUUUCAAUGAUUUAAUAAUAUUUUU
This is a messenger RNA of Actinia tenebrosa (Australian red waratah sea anemone), 1784 nucleotides long. RefSeq lists its product as uncharacterized. The record is from RefSeq and is a predicted model, not a curated record. NCBI's taxonomy places the organism in Eukaryota, Metazoa, Cnidaria, Anthozoa, Actiniaria, Actiniidae.